AUGGUCAGCUCCUGUUGUGGCUCCGUCUGCUCUGAGCAGGGCUGUGGCCAAGACCUCUGCCAGGAGGAGUCCUGCUGCCGCCCCAGCUGCUGCCAGCCCAGCUGCUGCCGCCCCACCUGUUGUAUCUCCAGCUGCUGCAGGCCCCAGUGCUGCCAGCCCUCCUGCUGCCAGCCCACCUGCUGCCGCUCCAGCUGCUGUGUGUCCAGCUGCUGCCGCCCCACCUGCUGUGUGUCCAGCUGCUGCCGGCCCCAGUGCUGCCAGUCUGUGUGCUGCCAGCCCACUUGCUGCCGCCCCACCUGCUGCCAGCCCACCUGCUGCCACCCCACCUGCUGCAUCUCCAGCUGCUGCCGCCCCAGCUGCUGCAUCUCCAGCUGUUGCAGGCCCCAGUGCUGCCAGUCUGUGUGCUGCCAGCCCACCUGCUGCCGCCCCACCUGCUGUCGCCCCAGCUGCUGCCGCCCCACCUGCUGCAUCUCCAGCUGCUGCCGCCCCACCUGCUGCAUCUCCAGCUGCUGCAGGCCCCAGUGCUGCCAGUCUGUGUGCUGCCGUCCCAGCUGCUGUCGCCCCACCUGCUGCAUCUCCAGCUGCUGCCAGCCCAUCUCUUGCCAGACCACCUGCUGUAGAACUCAGUGCUGUCGCCCCAGCUGCUGUGUGUCCACCUGCUGCCGCCCCUGCUGCUCCAGUGGUUCUUGCUGCUGA
This is a messenger RNA of Lepus europaeus (European hare), 696 nucleotides long. RefSeq names its product keratin-associated protein 4-7-like. The transcript has a single exon. The record is from RefSeq and is a predicted model, not a curated record. Lineage: Eukaryota; Metazoa; Chordata; Mammalia; Lagomorpha; Leporidae. Bases 1 to 696 code for a protein of 231 amino acids. Gene Ontology annotation, cellular component: keratin filament.